CACACUUAAAUAAAAAACAAAUUUAAACCUCGCAUUUAAGCAAUUGGAUUUUUAUGUUUGUCGGGUAGAAUAAAGGAGAUUGUAAGAUGACCACGCCUGUGCCGCGUCGCACCAAGGACAUGGUGGCUUUGGGACUAGAUUCCGACUCGGAGGACGACUUUAAUACUCCAUACCGACCGCAGCGAUCACGGCCAGCUGCGGCAGGAGAAAGAAAACAGCAGCCGGUGGCGUCUUUCCAAAUCCAGGCGAGGGGCAAGGAGAACGAACCACAUCCUGUGCCCAUGGAUAUGCUUCCUCGCCGAGUAUCGGAAUUAACGAUGAUGGAUUCUGACAGCGAGGAGGAGGACGUCAGGAGCAAUCACAACCUUAACUGCGCCAUUUUAAACGAUUCCUUCGUAUUAAGCCCCUCCCAAGAAUUAACAAACAGCAAUGGCAACAUAACUCGUCGAUCACCUGCCGCCGUCCCUCUCAAGCAAUCCGAUUCGAAUCUCUCGUUCCUGGGAAGAUUUAACAACAUGGGCAUUAAUUGCAACAAUCAGGGAUCUCCAGUUGCGAAGUCUGAGAAGCAAGUAACUAAGAAGCCAGCGCCCACAAUCCAAGCCGUGUCGGAAAGGAUCCCACUCCAGGACACUGAAACGCCACUGCGCAAUGAGAUCUCCUCCUCAAAACCAAAACCGGAUGCGGACUUCAUCACCCCUCAAGUGCGAACUAUUGGAUCCACGCUGGCUGGAAAAAGUCGAAGUGUUGUGUCGAAUGACUUCCGCGCGCAGAAGGUGCUCUUCCAAACGCCCAUGACCGUGAGUCGUGCUGCUCCAGUUGCCUCCGAUAGCAUAAGCUUCUCGCUGUGCGACACUAUCAGCGAGAGUCCCGACAUUCCAGUGCCUCCAAAGGCAGAUCCUCCGAAAAGUCAGCAUCAGUCGAAAAAGUCUCUGGAUAAUGUGUUUCGGGAGUCAGAUAAGGAAAGUGCGCCAGUCAACGUUGACGUCGUAGAGCCCAAAGAACAAGUGUCUAAUCCAGUAAUUACUGUCCAUCCGGAUCCACCUGCAUCCUCCUCCAAAACCUCUAAUAUACUAAAAAUCAAGAAUCAUGAGUAUACGAUUGCCAAGAAGCUGGGCUGUGGUGGAUCAAGCUCGGUUUAUUUAGCUCGUCGCUCGGAUUCGGGAGACGAGUUCGCCCUAAAGGUGGUGGACCUGCAGGCCGAUCCCCAAGUGGUGCAGGGCUACCUCAACGAAACCAAGCUCCUGGCAAAGCUACAGGGAAACGUCUGCGUUGUUGCGCUUUACGAUUAUCAACUUGUGCGCGAAGAGUCCAAGCUGUAUAUGGUGAUGGAGAAGGGUGAUUGCGAUCUGAACAAGAUCCUGCAGAGCUACACAACCAACCUUCCGCUUUACAGCCUGAUGAACAUCUUGUAUCAGAUGCUGCAGGCGGUAAACUACAUCCAUCAGAACGGUGUCAUCCACUCAGAUCUCAAGCCGGCCAACUUUCUAAUGGUUAGCGGGAGACUGAAGCUAAUUGAUUUUGGCAUCGCCAGUAAUAUCUCUUUGGACUCGACAAGCAUCAUAAAGUUUUCGCAGGCGGGCACUUUCAACUACAUUAGUCCGGAGGCUUUGACGGACACCUCUACGGGAAACAGUCCGAUGCGCGGAGCCAAUCAGCCUAAGAUCAAGAUUUCCACCAAGUCGGACGUGUGGUCGUUGGGUUGCAUCCUCUACCUGCUGCUCUACCAAAAGACGCCCUUUGGCCACAUCCGGAACAUCUAUGCUAAGAUGAGUGCAAUUGCCACUCCGGGCACCAGCAUUGAAUUUCCCGCAAUUCCUCCAUACUAUCCCGUCAUGCUGGUUCAUAUGACCAAGAACUGCCUUCAGCUGAAUCCCAAGAACCGGCCGUCGUGCACUGAACUACUACAAUAUCCAUUUCAUAUGAUCAUUCCGCUGCAGAAUUUGCAGAUACCCAGCAGUGCCGCCACCAGUAAUUAAGCAUGAAAGCUCAACUAUUUAUUAGUCAAAUGUCAAAGGUCAAAUGUCUUUCUCAUAUGUGUGUGUAUAUAUUUAAUUCUCAUUUAUCGUAAAUUAAACAUCAUAAAUCCUUACAAUG
This is a messenger RNA of Drosophila rhopaloa, 2094 nucleotides long. It is a transcript of the gene Mps1, whose product is annotated as dual specificity protein kinase TTK. Lineage: Eukaryota; Metazoa; Arthropoda; Insecta; Diptera; Drosophilidae. The coding region runs from base 87 to 1976 and encodes 629 amino acids. The transcript has 4 exons. The record is from RefSeq and is a predicted model, not a curated record. Gene Ontology annotation, cellular component: nucleus; kinetochore; spindle. Gene Ontology annotation, molecular function: protein serine/threonine kinase activity; ATP binding; protein serine/threonine/tyrosine kinase activity. Gene Ontology annotation, biological process: protein localization to kinetochore; mitotic spindle assembly checkpoint signaling; meiotic spindle assembly checkpoint signaling.